Molecule: messenger RNA, 1701 nt
Organism: Clunio marinus
Lineage: Eukaryota; Metazoa; Arthropoda; Insecta; Diptera; Chironomidae
Source: the annotation of a GenBank genome assembly
UGAAACCUUUUUUCCUAUUCUAAAACAAUUCUAUUCUAUCUCUUUUCACAGUCAAUUCGGAAACACAAAACCAUCACAAUCGUGAACCAAGCUUUACAUCGCCCAUCAAAAACAUUAGUGUAAGCGUAGGACGAGAGGCUGUAUUGAGUUGUUAUGUAGAGAAUCUUGACGACUAUAAAGUAGGAUGGAUGAGGGCUGCUGAUCAAACAGUUCUGGCUUUACAGGGUCGCGUUGUGACUUUCAAUUCUCGCUACAGUGUCGAGAACGAAGAAAUGAAAAUAUGGCGACUUAAGAUUAACAACAUUCGAGAAACAGAUCGCGGUUGUUACAUGUGCCAAAUCAACACGAUACCAUUAAAAAAGCAAACUGGUUGUAUAGACGUUCAUUUGCCUCCCGACAUUCUCGAUUCGGAAUCAUCUAAAGAUAUAACGGUGAACGAGGGUCAAAAUGCCUCGCUCUUUUGUGUUGCCAGUGGCAAUCCCCAUCCGCGGAUAACGUGGAGACGAGACGAUGGAAGUCCAAUAAUAAUAAAAAAGAACAAUCGUACUUUGAAAACUGAUGCAUAUGAAGGUGAAUUAAUGAGCUUUGAGAAUGUCGAUCGAAGACAUUUAGGUGCAUAUCUCUGCAUUGCAAAAAAUGAUGUUCCUCCAGCUGUUUCCAAGCGUGUUAUGUUAAAUGUGCAAUUUGCACCAAAUGUCACAAUCAUGAAUGAAAAAUCGGUUCACGUACUUGAGCGUUCUCAUAUAGAAAUUGUAUGCAUAAUCGAGGCAUCGCCCCGUCCCGUAAGCUACUGGAUUAAAGAACCAUUAAGUAGAAGCUUUCAUCAUUCUUACGAUGAUCCACGACAAAAUGUGCUACAACAAGGCGACAAAUACGCUAUCAGUGAGGUCGUGCAAUCUCAUUAUAAGACAACAAUGCGAAUGGUUAUCUCGAACUUUGGUGAGAGCGACAUCGGCAUUUAUACGUGUAUUGCCGCAAACGUUAUGGGACGUGCCAAUAGCACCAUUCGUCUAUAUGAAAUCAAAAUUCCAACAACGACGACGACGACGACAACAACCACGACACCAAAACCCACGACAACAUCAACAACAACACUUCGAACAACCACGAUGAAGCGAACAACAAAAACUUUAACGUCCACGACGACCACAGAACUGGAAAAUGAAAUAACAUCAACUGAACCACAACAGUUCGAAUAUGUCACGUUCGAUCCACUCUUUAAUGAAAUCGCAGGCGAUUCGUACAUCAAUCGACCGCACUUAAAUGUGGCUUAUUCGACAAGUCGUGCGACUGAAGGUGCACAGCGUCAUGCAUGGAUGAUUAUGUUGGUGCCAAUAAUGAAAAUUCUCUGGAUUUUCCGGUGAUAAUAUUAUUGAAGAAACCUCAAAUAUUCACAAUUCUACGAGUUCUUAACAUUCUGUUGAAAGCUUCAUAUCUGACAUUCUCAGCUUCAGAGAUGGAAUUUGAAUUAUUUUUAUAAUUGUUUUAAUUCAUUCACUUAAAUUUUCACUUCCAGCUCUCAGUUUUCAAUUCAAAUUCAUUCUCUUUGUAAAUUUGGGAAAUUAAUUUCAUUAAAGAAAGCUUGAAACUCAAAAUGCAUGUAUGUGGUUCUUAAAUAUAAAAUGUAAUGUAUCGAUAGAAAUUGUUCUUUUUUCUAUUAUUUUGUAUUUAAUUGAAAAUGAAAGAGAAAUUAAAAAGCAC